GCCUUCCCCUGUGCGUCUGACGUCAUCGACGUCGAACGGGACUGUUUGUUCUGGAUUUGGGGCGAGGAAGGUCUGCGAGCGCUGACAACCGACUGAAGAAGGUGUGACACUCAGCCCUCCCUCAGUGUGUUGUGGUUUCCUUGCCCCCACAGCGUGUCACUGACAAACCUUGCGUGUUACCUCAGGAAAUCGCCGCCUCACGAACUGAGAUAUGAUCACACAAUUGGACUAGACCACAGCUGCACAGCAACAAACAUAGAGUCGAGGGAGGAGUGUAAUGGCCUGAGGGGGCUCCCCCCAGUCCCACCUGCCCCUGCCAGGUCCAGUCUGCCUAAACUGUCUGCUCAGCCACUGCAACCCACCACUGCGAUGGGAGACGGACUGGAGGCAGGCAGCAGCCAGAACCCUCCCUCUGCCCCGCCGCCUCUCCCCUUCAACCCUCCACCACCCGAAACAUGGAACCCCUCCAGACCCAAACGACAGACCAACCAGCUACAGUUCCUUCUUAAAGUGGUGUUGAAGACAUUAUGGAAACACCACUUUGCAUGGCCCUUCCAUGCUCCUGUAGAUGCCAUCAAACUCGGUUUGCCCGACUACUAUAAGAUCAUCAAGACUCCUAUGGACAUGGGCACAAUAAAAAAACGCCUGGAGAACAACUACUACUGGAAUGCCCAGGAGUGCAUCCAAGACUUCAACACAAUGUUCACAAACUGCUACAUCUACAACAAGCCUGGCGAUGAUAUUGUCCUAAUGGCAGAGGCCUUGGAAAAGUUUUUUCUCCAGAAGAUCACAGAGAUGCCACAAGAGGAGGUGGAGAUUGCUGUGGUCACCAAGGGGCGCCGUGGGGGCAGACGGGAGCCAGGUCUGAUCUCAAAGUCGGACUCAGGCCAGGACUCAUCAUCUCCCUCUACCACCCCACAUACACGAGGCUUUUCAUCCCCAUCAACCACCCCACAGUCCCGUCCUGCACCCGCCACUCAAGGUCCUCCUACUCUGCCCCUGCCCCUGCCCCUGCCCCUGCCCCUGCCCCUGCCUCUGCCCCUGCCCUUGCCCCUGCCCCUGGCCCAGCCUCAGCCCCCCCCACGCGUGCCUCCUACACCCACCUCCCACGCCCAUCUGGGACCCUCGUUCCCCCUCUCAACUCCAGAUGUCCUGGCCCAAGGCAUGACCUCUGUCCCCCCUCCGGCCCCGACACACCCAGGCCUACAUCCCAACCCGAUGCUGCAGAGCUCCCCUGCCCUCAUCAAGCAAAGAAAGAGCCAGAAGAGGAAAGCAGACACCACCACGCCCACAGCCAACGACCAGCUCAGUGAAUCAUCUCCUGUCUCUGCCGAGGCUCGACCCCGCCGAGAGAGCAGUCGUCCAUCAAAGCAACCCAAGCGAGACGCGUCGCAGCCGGACUCUCAGCAUCACCUGGGCGCUGGUUUGGAGACGGGAGGGAUGGUGACGCCAAAACGUCAGGAGCUGUUGCGUUCCUGUGCACGCCUUGUCAGAGAGAUGCUGUCCAAGAAACAUGUCGCAUACGCCUGGCCUUUUUAUAAACCUGUUGACGUAAAAGCUCUUGGUCUCCACGACUACCACGACAUCAUCAAACACCCCAUGGAUCUUAGCACCAUCAAGAAAAAGCUGGACAACAAGCAGUACAGAGACGCUCAAGAAUUUGCAGCAGAUGUCAGGUUGAUGUUCUCCAACUGUUACAAGUACAAUCCUCCAGACCAUGAUGUGGUUGCCAUGGCGCGCAAAUUACAGGACGUGUUUGAGAUGCGUUUUGCCAAAAUGCCUGAUGAGCCAGAGGAGCCCACCCCUGUUCCCACCCCGUCAUCGGCCCUCCACCCUGCCCCCUCCACUCGACAAGCCCCGCCUCCUUCCGCUGUCUCGGAAGACGACAGUUCCAGUUCCUCCGAAUCGGAGUCCUCGGGAGGAGACUCAGAUCACGAAAGGCAACAGCGAUUGGCUGAGUUACAGGAACAGCUUAAAGCUGUCCAUGAGCAGCUGGCGGCUCUCUCCCAGCCACAGGCCAGCAAGCCCAAGAAGAAAGAGAGGGAGAAGAAGGAGAAGAAGAAAGAAAAGCACAAGAAGAAGAUAGGAGCAGAGGAAACUGUGGAGGCCCCUCCGUCUGCAAUGCUUCAGCCUCCUAAGAAAAGCAAGAGCAGCAAGGAGCCACUCAUUGUGAAGAAGGAAAGGAAAAAGCCUGGUAAGAAAGAAGGAGUUAAAAACAGCCGCCCAGCUGUGCCCCCUCAGCCUGGGCCAACCCCUCUUGUCCCCUCAGCCUCUCUUGAAGCAGAGGAUGACAUAGAUGUAUUUGGGGGCAUGUCCGCCGAAAGAUGCAAGCCGAUGUCGUAUGAGGAGAAGCGCCAGCUGAGCCUGGACAUCAACAAGUUGCCUGGUGACAAACUGGGCCGCGUCGUGCACAUAAUCCAAACGCGUGAGCCUUCGCUGAAGAACUCCAACCCGGACGAGAUUGAGAUCGACUUCGAGACGCUGAAGCCUUCCACGCUGAGGGAGCUGGAGAAAUACGUCUCCAGCUGCCUCAGGAAGAAGAAAAAACCAUCAGUGGAGAAAACCCUGGAAAUGACAAAUGUGACAAAGAUGAAGACAGGAUCUUCAUCUUCAGGCAGCAGUGACUCCUCUGACAGUGAAGACUCUGAGAAUGGGCUGGUUCCCAAACAGCAGAAGAAGACCUCGACUAACAAAGACACCAAGAGACCACACCACCAGUCCCUCAGUAGCGGAGUUGGCCCAGUCCCUCCUCAGCCUCAGACUCAGCCUCAAGUCGUCCAGUCCAAACCACAAUUUGUCCCUCCUCCCUCUGUCCCUGUUUCUGUCCCAUCUCUGGACACCUCCCAGCUGUUGACCUCAGGAUUUGAUCCUCUGGCCCACUUCAUGAACCCACACCUGACACAGUCGAACACAGAGCCCAAUCCAACCAUCACUACUGCUGGUGCCCACGUCACCUCUGGCCUCCUCAACACAAACACAUCCAGCAGCCAGACGCCCGCUGAGACACACCCUUUCCUAAACCAACAUCCCAUCAUACCCUCCCCAGCGAUCCACAAUGCUCUACCCCAGCAACCAUCGAGACCCAGCAACCGCGCAGCACCGCUUCCACCUAAGCCUUCACAGCCACCCCCGUCCUCGCUCCCCUCCCUUCCUCCCUCCUCCUCACCCCAGCUUCAGCCCUCGCUUCCCCUCACCCUUCCCCAGCCUGUGCCCCGUCCUCGUGUCCCUUCACCCCCGUCACACGGCAUCUUGGGUACCCUCUCAGCACAACCUCCCCAAGCCCUGCUGGAGGACGACGAGGAGCCCACCCCCACCAGUUCCGACACCCCGCCGCUCAGCCAGGUGCACACCUUUCUGCAGUCUCUUCAGUCUCGACCCACCACGCAGACCCAGCCGAUGCACACGCAUUCGCCGGUGCAGGCCGCCUCUCAGCUGGUGCCGUCAAUGCACACGCAGGCCAUGACAACAUCCACCCCUGCCCUGACGCAGAGACACAGCUCAGGCCAUGCGCACAUGCAGCAGCCGUUCCCACAUGCACACCCGUCUGUAACGCAGCAGCAGCAGCAGCAGCAGCAGCAGCAGCAGAAGGGCGUGGCCCUGCAGCAGAAGGUACAACAGAUGCAGCAACAUCAACAACAGCCAUCACCACGAAGUAAAGCAGAACCUUUCUCAACAGGUUGCCUGCGUGAGAGCCCCUCUCCCCUGAUGAUGCAUUCUCCUCAGAUGCCUCAGUUCCAUACAAUGGGACAGCAGUCGCCCUCACAGACCAAGAAACAUGAGCAGAGGUCCAACCUGGUGGGAGUCAAAGAAGAGAAGCCUUCCCACUCGCCAGUUCUGCCCCCCUCACCCUUCAGUCCUGCCAUGCGACAGGAAACACACAAACCUGACAACAAACACAGAUUAGAUCUGAAGCCAUUGGAUGGUUCUCGCCCUGGUUCUCGCCUCCCAGACUCCCCAGCUCCGCCCUGCUCCCAGCAGGACAACAAAAUCAAGCAAGAACCCAAAACUCCCAUCGCUCCGAAGAAGACACAGGACGUGAAGUUAAAGAACAUGGGAUCUUGGGCCAGCCUGGCGCAGAGGUCACAGUCCACGCCAGCCUCGUCCGUUCGCUCCUCCAGCGACAGCUUCGAACAGUUCAGACGGGCUGCGAGGGAGAAGGAGGAGAGGGAGAGACAGCUGAAAGCACAGGCUGAACAGGCCAGGAGAGAGCAGGAGAAGCUACGCCGUGACGAUGAGGACACGAUGGAGCAAGCUCGUCGAGCGCAAGAAGACGCCCGCCGUCGCCAGGAGCAGCAGUCACCACUCGCUCCCACACCUCCGGCUUCUACCCCACCCACUCACUCUCCGCAGGCUCCACCUGCACAGCCACAAGCCCCGCCCCCAUCCUCCUCAGCUACACAGAACGCUCUCGACCAGCAGAGAGAGAUGGCGCGCCGCCGUGAGCAGGAGAGGCGCAGGAGAGAGGCGAUGGCUGACACCAUCGACAUCAACUUCCAGAGCGACCUGAUGGCCAUUUUUGAAGAGAACCUGUUCUGAGAGGGAAAAGGAGGAUGAUGGGAGUGAGAGAAGGACCUAUAGACACACAUAAGCAAAUUUACAAAAUGCAUAUAGACCACAAUGCUCUGAUACACAUGGUCGCUGCUCAUACAAUUGCAAACACACACACACACACACACACACACACUUAAUUGUAACUGUCCCUUUCUCUCAGUAGUUGAAACAGCUGGCUUGUGUCAUGUGAAUGAGAGGGGGGAAGUGAAACUGAAAGAAGCAACCCUCUUCCUCCAACCUCAGAUACGUUUUGGUGUCUGACUUGGUGUUUAUGGUUGUUAGUUCUGAGUCUCCAGGGACGACAGGUCGACACUGAAAUAAUCAAGAUAGUCAGCUCCCUCUAGGAAAAUAAGAACGGCAGAACAAAAAGGAGGGGACUUAACUUUUGCGUUAAAAAAAAAAAAUAAUACUGGCGGUGAUGAGUAGGUUUUAAUUUAAGUGAAAAUUAAGGAAAGCUUAUUCUCUAAUGUCUGAGAGGAGAUAAAUGAGUUUAAAAGGAACAGGUGAACAAAUUACAAAAAGACAGAUCACUUUGUUCUUGUUUUUUUUUUCCUCCUCUCCUAAUCUCGUCUCUUUAUGGUUUUUAUUUUACGUUUGAGUUUUAACUGGGAGGUUUGGGGCUGGUGUGGUCCAGUUUGUCAGGCUCAGCGGUCAUCUUAAGAGUCGGUUGUUUUCCUCAGGACACAGUGGAAAUGUAACACCCCGGCCACAAUCACACACUUUUCUAAGACAUCCUUCCUCCCUUCGCUUCCUGCUACUGCUCCCUCUUCAGCCGUGAAUCGAAGAGGUGGAGGUUUCAGCGAUGCUCGGCUCUGUGUGCAAAGAGAGAGAGAGAGCGACAAAGGAGAGAUGGCAUUUUAAAAGCUUCAGAGUGUCCUUUGCCUUAGCGCUCUGGCCUGUAAACUAUCGAUCACACCCUACAAAUUAUACAUAUUAUAUAUAAAUAGAUACAUGAAUAUAUAUUAUAUACGACGAAAAGUCAAAGUAAAAGAACAUGAGAGGGAUUUGGAUUGCGGGGAGCUAAGCUCAUCUCGGUGUUCAUCUCUAAGCUCUGGUUUUGAUUUUGUAGAAUUUACUGUAAAGAAGAAAAAAAAACUUUUUUAUGAUUCUAUUGAGAGGAUUGUUUCGUCUGUCUUAUUCUCUCUCCUACCUUUUCUGUUUUGUUUUUUUUCUCAAGUCUAUGCCAAAACCAAUCUAUUGAGUGCUGAAAGUUCAUUCACAUUUUCUACAUGUAAAAUGCAUCUUCUUUUCACUUUAUAUUAAAGGCUAUGUUUUUAUUGCUAUUUAAUUUUCCUUUAUCCCCUUUUAAAUCCAACGUUAUGCAGCAGUUUUCUCUGUGCUAGUUUGAAAAAGCGGUUCAAAAAUCAUUGCUAGGCCCCAUCAUUCUGUAGUUGUCUGAUAAAUCUGCACUUAAAUGUUUCAUUACUUACUUUUUUCCCUCAUUAUUUCUUCUCGUCAUGUACAUGUUUUUUGUCUUUCUUAGCCGUCUCGUCCACCACUAUCUUCUUUACAGCUUCUACAGUCUGUAUAAUAGGUUCUUGUUUGUCAUUCUGUCUUUUAGUUUCUGUUUUUGAAAUGUUUUUAUCGUCCACGGUAACAGUUUUGGGAUGUUGUGUGCCAUUGUGUUUUACUGGAGGCGGGAGGUUUUCCCAAGGCUUCUGUAGGUUGGCCCAGAGAUCCAUGAGUGUUUUCAAUUCUAUAAUCACUUUUUUUAAUGUUUCAUUCAUUUCUUUUCCCUUUUCAUAUUUGACUGUUUUGAGUUGAGCUGUUUUGUUUUCCCUUUGCUAUUUUCCUUUUGAUUUAUUUUACCCAGGACAACCUGUUGGUAUGUUGGUGAGUGAGGCAUUGAGGUCAAUAGAUUCUUCUUGUUCAGAUUAUGGAGUACAACAUCUUUUUUUAAGAAAAGUAUUAAAAUAAUAUUUAAAAAAAAUCA
Lates calcarifer (barramundi perch) is the source of this 6484-nucleotide messenger RNA. RefSeq names its product bromodomain-containing protein 4. The transcript is spliced from 22 exons. Gene Ontology annotation, cellular component: nucleus; chromatin. The record is from RefSeq and is a predicted model, not a curated record. Gene Ontology annotation, biological process: positive regulation of transcription elongation by RNA polymerase II; chromatin remodeling. The coding region runs from base 370 to 4536 and encodes 1388 amino acids. NCBI's taxonomy places the organism in Eukaryota, Metazoa, Chordata, Actinopteri, Centropomidae.